CUGCUGACCCUCAAACCGCAUCCGACGAACCAUCGGAAUCGCCCAUUAUCGAUGCGACACAAGUAGGAAGGUUGUCGUUGUUGAUUUCGCCCCGCGCGAUCGUGCCCAGGACACCUCGGGCCCCCCAACCCCCCAAUCAACAUCGCAGCUUCUGCAUCAACACCCACGACGAGCGAGAAGCUACAAGUCGCCAUGGAAGCUCCGGCGGCGGAGGUCAUCGCCUCGACCGAAGUGCCGCCCGCGCACGAUGAACACCACGACGACCUCCCGACCUCCAAGCCGGCCCUGACGCCACCGACGAGUGAGGACAUGGACAAGAGGGGGCGGUCGUCGUCCGAGCUCUCUGAGCUUUCAGAUGAGGAGGAUGAGGAGGAUAUCGAGCCCGAUCAUUACUUUGAGGGUGGGAAGAUACCUGUGUUCAAGCCGACUAUGGAUCAAUUUCAAAGCUUCAAGAAGUUCAUUGAUCGGAUUGAUAAACAUGGGAUGAAGUCCGGCAUCGUCAAAGUUAUUCCGCCCAAAGAAUGGCGAGGCUCCCUUCCUGACCUAAAGGAAGCUGUCAAAUCUAUCAGAGUCAAGAAUCCGAUCACACAAGAAUUUGCUGGCCAGCAUGGAAUAUAUACCCAGCAAAACAUGGAGAAGCAGCGCUCAUACAAUUUGCCUGAAUGGAAGUCGUUGACAAUGGAACACCAUCAUCAACCGCCGGCCAAGCGCGGAGAACGACGACGUGGACAAGAGACCGCUGCGGCUCGUCGAGUUAGCCGGACCAACCUAGCAUCUAGUCCAUCGCCUACUUCUACGCCAUCCGACUCGCCCAAGCGUGGACCAGGACGGCCUCGAAAGAAGCCGCUCAAGCAACAGGAAGAAGAUGGUUCCGAUAAAGAGGCUGAAAUUACGGUCCCACCAACCCCAACUUCCCCAUCAAGGGAGGAGGAACCCAAAAAGACGAAGAAAGAAGUUAAAAUCAAGGAAGAGACCACUCCGUCUAAGCCCAAAGGACGCCAGCCUCGGACAGUUUCGUCUCGGAGGAGGAACAACCAAAACGAGAUGACCACCGUGGUUGAUGAAGAAGCCUUCAAAAACUUCAACUACCAGCUAGAGACUGUGGACCAAUUUACCCCGGAGCGAUGCCAUGAGCUUGAAGACAAUUAUUGGAGGACGAUCAAUUAUGGCCAACCCAUGUAUGGAGCUGACAUGCCUGGAUCGCUAUUCGAUGAUCGGACGAAGAGCUGGAAUGUGGCCAAAUUAGAGAACUUGCUCGACGUUCUCGGUACUAAGGUCCCCGGAGUCAAUACUGCAUAUCUUUACUUGGGAAUGUGGAAGGCUACUUUCGCGUGGCAUCUGGAAGAUGUCGAUCUCUACAGCAUCAACUACAUCCACUUUGGAGCUCCGAAGCAAUGGUACAGCAUCUCUCAAGAAGAUGCGAGACGAUUUGAGGCUGCCAUGAAAAGUAUAUGGCCAAAUGAUGCAAAGAACUGCUCUCAGUUUCUUCGGCACAAGACAUAUCUUAUCUCACCCGCUCAGUUGGAAAAGCAGUUCAAUAUCAAGGUGAACCGGCUAGUCCAUUACGAAGGCGAAUUCGUCAUCACUUACCCCUACGGGUACCAUUCCGGAUACAACCUUGGCUACAACUGUGCGGAGUCUGUCAAUUUUGCUAACGAAGCUUGGUUGAACUACGGAAGAAUUGCGAAGAAAUGCGAAUGUGAAUCCGACAGUGUCUGGGUCGAUGUGGCCGAGAUCGAGCGUAAACUCAGAGGCGAACCAACACCAGAGUAUUACGAAGAGACCGAUGACGACGAUGAGGACAUUGACGAUGGCCUGAACAACCUUCCAAGCCCGCCCGCAAGCGUCGCCGGAAAGCCAAAGGCGCCGUCACGCAAGAGGAAGCGGCCUACAGCAGCCGACAAGAAAGGAGACCCCCCCAAGAAGGUAGUGAAGCGCAUCAAGAUCCUCCUCAAAGGACCACGGAAAGAACCACCUUGUAUUCUGUGUCCCAACGACGUUGAAUUCGACGAGCUCCUCCCUACCGAUAAUGGCCUGAAAGCUCACAAGCUCUGCGCCGAAUACACGCCGGAGACUUUCCUUAGCGAAGGCCCAAGCCCAACGGUCUGCGGUGUCUCGAAAAUCAACAAAGCUCGUCUAGAGUUACGGUGCAACUAUUGUCGCUCUAAGCGCGGUGCGGUUUUCCAAUGUUCCGCGAAGAAGUGUACGAGAGCCUUCCACGCUACUUGCGCUCCUGCAGCUGGUAUUCAGGUCGAUAUCGGUCCGAUGCCCACAUUCGAUGAAGAGGGCACUGAAUACUACUAUGACGGAUACGAUUUCCGAUGCAGGUUCCACCGGCCGAAGAAGAGGAGUGCGAAACUUGUCGAUGGCGAUACCCUGGAGAACGACAAACUCAUUCAGGAAUAUGCGAGAAGCCUCAAGCCGAAGGAUGUCGUCCAAGUGCAGUAUUGUUUCACGGAUCAGAGUCAGAUCUUUGCUGGCGUUGUCGUGGAGAACCGGCCCGCCGAAUGGACUGUCGUCAUCGACGUGCUGCCUGAAGGGGACCGCGUAGAGAUUGAGUGGAAGUACCUCCUCCAUCUGGAUCCAGCGGACUCGCAGCGACCGAAACCUUCUGCCAAUGCGAAACCUAUUCCUGUUCAUCUCAAGGAGAACGAUGCCUCACUUAACAUCGCUAAUCGGACAGACGGUAUCCCUGAGAUGGGUGACCCAUUCCACGAUGCCAAUGCGGAGCAGAAAUGGGCAGAAUUCGUUACUCAGGAUGUUCGCCAUCCGUGCCAAGCCAAGGUCGACCUGGACAAGGAGAACCAACUGUGGUAUUACCUUGGUGCAACUUCGACAGAGGCUAGGGCGCAGUACACUGAGGAUCUGGCGAAACCGCGACAAAAUACGAAGGCAAACUUCUUGGACACGGUCAAACCAGCACCAGCCCUUCCACCGCCGGCAGCUCCACGACGUUCUUACCCUGCUUCGUAUCCCGUCAAGCCCGCGCCUCAGGCACAGACCCAGCCCCAGAAUCUCCAGAAUCGGGGACCCGUCAGGCCGUACCAAUACAAGCCGAGGUCAGACCAGUAUGGUAAUGCUGUUCCGCCGACUAAUUACAACUACCCCUCGGAUCAGUACAGGUACCCGCCAACCGGCCCAGUACCUUACGAUAGCAGGGCUACGGCUCCUCAAUAUGGCUACCCGUACAACAAUAGCUAUCCUCAGCCUUCUCCGACUCCUCAAUAUCACUCACACUUCUCGCCUAGCUCUACUUUCGUUUCAGGUGCACGCCCAGUGCAAGAAGUGCGAGGCAACCAAUUCCCACGGUCCAGUCAUUCCCCUCACAACUCUUAUUACCAAACUGCGCCUUCAACGAUACCACAGUACUCUCAUUACCAGAAUUACUAUCCGCAACCACCUACCCAAACCGCUGGGCUACAGCAACCACCACCGCGCAGUGUGGCUCCCGUGGCCAACAUGAUGGGCUCCAGUGCAGCAGCGUCAUCGAGACCCCAACCUACGUAUGCGACCAAUCCCUACUCCCCGUCUUCUCGUCCGUCAUUGCCCGUCCCUUAUCAGAGUAGCUACGCCAACUAUGAUAUGAGUUCCCAGAACGGACACUCGUCUGAAUGGAAGCCGAUUCAGUCAACCCAUUCUAAGCCCCCGUCCCAACCCAUCGGACCUUCCUCGCAGCCUUCGCAGCCCACUCUUUAUCGACCCCCGAGCUUGAAUAUGGAAUCCAAAGUACUUAACUUCGGCAGUGCCGGAUCGCCAGCGACGCAAGCUGCACCCCCUGCACCUCUAGCUCCUCGGCCUGGGUUGCAGUUUCAGACUCCACAGCAAUUUCAACAAGACAUAGCACGUGCUCCCUCCCAGCAAGCUCAGGAAUUGCCUCGAUUGAAAAUCCUUCUCGAUAGGCUGGGUAAGGACCAGGCGUCGCCAUCUGGCGCGCCGAAUAGUGCUCCUGCUGAAACUGCAAACGGACCCCAGUCUCAACCACCACGACGACCUAGCUGGGUAGGACAAAAUGCAAACGGUGGCCCUAUGCAGGAGCCGCCUAGGCCGAUUCCGAGCCCGAUUAGCGACACGUCGAGGAGCCCUCCACAUCCGUCUCAGGUACCUCCACCACUCCCACAGAAGCAGCCCGAGUACACCCCUCCGCAGAGGCCGCAGUUGCCCAUGCCGGUGCCGCAGCUCCCAAUGUCGACUCCGGCUGGUGAGACAUGGCGGUACUCUUAGAGGGGUUCCUGGAGAAUGUCAACGAAGCAAUAUGAACGGUAAUGGUAAUGGUUAUUAUGACGGUCGGGCGGCACAUGUAUGAGUAGAAAACAUCAUUCUUACUCGCCACUGGCGUUGGGAUCUUCGAUGUUUUACUCGGAUCAGUUUUUGGGCGGCGUGAUACGUCACCGGGCUACCCUAGAUAGGGCUUAUGCCCACGGGCUCUACGGGCUAUGUUUUUUCUCUACUUGCUUUCCUUUUCUUGCUUUGCUGGCGGUGGUUCUUUUAAUUUACGGGGUUGCUGUCUUUGAAUGGGAAUACCAGUGGCCCAGUGGUCCCGUUACGGUGGGUGGCGUCUUAGUUCACGGGAUUGGGG
Molecule: messenger RNA, 4576 nt
Organism: Mytilinidion resinicola
Lineage: Eukaryota; Fungi; Ascomycota; Dothideomycetes; Mytilinidiales; Mytilinidiaceae
Exons: 5
Coding region: 193-4221 (1342 amino acids)
Biological process (GO): chromatin remodeling
Cellular component (GO): nucleus
Molecular function (GO): histone H3K36 demethylase activity; histone H3K9 demethylase activity
Source: RefSeq, a predicted model, not a curated record